AUGGCAUUAAGGGACUUGGCAUGGCACACCUAUAUACCCGCCCCGAACGACCAUACCUGGGAUGUCUACAGAAUCCAUAGGAACCACUUUGUCAAACUCGUCCGGGAGGAUAAACUGAAGAACCAACAAAGUCUAGUGGAAAAGUUUUCCUCCAAUCCUAAACUGCUAUACAGACACGUAAACAAUUUGCGCCGUGUUAAGCGAAGUAUUCGCACUCAGCACACAGCAUGCGGGUUAGCCCAAACCGCACAAGAGGCGGCCAACGUCCUUGGACAACAAUUUGGCCGUACCUUUCAUACCGCGCAAUCAUCAUACAUCCUGCCUAAGCAGAUAACGCCGUCAUCAGGGCUUAAUCACACAUCGCUCACCUCCGCAGCUGUACUGAAGAGGCUGAUGUCUCCGCGCGAGUUCAACUCCCCGGGUGCGGACGACAUUCACCCGAAGGCGUUGAAAGUUGUUGCCAUGAGUUUAGCAGAACCAUUAGCAAUUUUCUUUCAACGAUGUCUGAACGAGAUGCACGUCCCCACGAUGUGGAAGCACGGAAUCAUCAAGCCUAUCUACAAAAGUGGUAGCCAUGCUGAACCAGAAAAUUAUCGCCCGAUAACACUACUUCCUGUGAUCUCCAAGGUUAUGGAGUCCAUCGUAGCCGAGGCUUUGAUGGGGUACUUGGAGAACAACAAAAUUCUCGUUCUGGAACAGCAUGGAUUUCACCAAAAUCGCUCCUGUACCACUAAUCUCUUGAUUGCUCGUGCAAAUUGGACGGAAUCUGUGGACGCUGGUGCAGGAGUCGACGCUGCCUACUUGGACUUCUCAAAGGCAUUCGACCGUAUAGACCAUCACAUUCUCCUCCACAAACUCCAGAAAUAUGGAAUCGGCGAUCCUGUUCUGGUCUGGAUAGGAGACUUUCUCCUGCAACGUCAACUGAAUGUAAGGGUCCGAAGCAACCUAUCAGAAUCCAUCGAAGUUCAGUGCGGCGUACCUCAGGGCUCGGUACUUGGACCCCGCCUGUUCCUGGUUUUCAUAAAUGAUUUCGCGGGCGUGCUAUCUUCUAACUGCUUUCUAUUUGUUGAUGAUCUAAAAGUAUGA
Molecule: messenger RNA, 1086 nt
Organism: Dicrocoelium dendriticum
Lineage: Eukaryota; Metazoa; Platyhelminthes; Trematoda; Plagiorchiida; Dicrocoeliidae
Source: the annotation of a GenBank genome assembly